Lymnaea stagnalis (great pond snail) is the source of this 15053-nucleotide messenger RNA. Lineage: Eukaryota; Metazoa; Mollusca; Gastropoda; Lymnaeidae. The record is from the annotation of a GenBank genome assembly.
AAUAUAUAGGCAGGGCACUGAAUUUCACUUCCUGUUGAAGGUAGAAAUAAGAUAGUAUAGUCAAAAGACUUGUGAAGAUUGUUUAUUUAACGAAAUUGUGUUAUGGAUACCUAAAAUUUAUUCAGCUCAAUUCUUUUGUCAAGUGUUUUUGUCCCUAAAUCACUGGAGCAUUACCUACUACAAUUCUGUGCAUUCUGUCCAGCUUCAUGUGUUCAGUGGUAAUAGCUGUUGGUACUUUCUCUUAGAUUUAGUUGUAUUCAUUUCCUCUUGUAUUCAAUUUUACUUGUAUUCAUAUUUAGUUGUAUUUAUAUUUUCAUGAACAAUUUUUAAAAAAUUUAAAAUAUGUUAGUGCACAAAUUGUUGAAAUAUUACUUUUGUUUUUAAUGUAACUUCACUCAAUUUUUUUUUUUUUUAAAAACAAGUCAUUAAUAGAUUUAGCUUUAUCCUUGAAAAAAUACAUAUAUAGCAGGAGCAGUCAAACUUCCACCCCAAAGACCUUUGGGAAAACAAGGUUAAAGUUUUAAGAACUGUUUGAAGCUACACAAAUUUGAUUAAACAUUUUGCUAAUAUGCAACUUCAGAUAACAGACUGUCACUGUCCAUUCUGUUAGCUAGUAACUUGUUAAUUUCACUAUAAUCUGUAACUCUAGAUUCCUGAUAAAUUGUAAGGGGGGGGGGGGGGGGGUUAAUUUCCAUGCGGGCCCCCUGCAAAAAAAAUUUGCCCACCACUGGUCUAUGGAAACAUGUGUAUUCAAUGAUUGGUCUCACAGGAAAACUCAUGAGAUCUUUGAAUUAAAACAAACCAACAGUUUCACUUUCAUUCUCGCUGUUGUACCCAGAUGAUAAUUAUAACACCACAAUAAAUGGUGCCCAGGUGAUAAUUACAACACCACAACAAAUGGUGCCCAGGUGAUAAUUAUAACACCACAACAAAUGGUGCCCAGGUGAUAAUUAAAUUACCACAAGAAAUGGUGCCCAGGUGAUAUUUAAAUCACGACAAGAAAUGGUGCCCAGGUGAUAAUUGUAACACCACAACAAAUGGUGCCCAGGUGAUAAUUAAACCACCACAAGAAAUGGUGCCCAGAUGAUAAUUAAACCACCACAAGAGAUGGUGCCCAGAUGAUAAUUAAACCACCACAAGAAAUGGUGCCCAGGUGAUUAUUAAAUUAAUUGCCACUAAAAGUAUAUUCUUCAAAACACUUGUAUUUGUCCCACACAGGUAAAAUUCGUUGUAUGAUCCUACCAUGGGUAACAAAUUAACCGCUGGGCUUAACAGGCUCAAACAAGUCAACAAACGUAAUCGAAACUUUUCAAACACUUCUGCAAUUAAUGAUGAACCAUCAAGCCCAGGCAAUUCAAAGUCAACACAGAACAGACCACUACCUGUCAUUCCACCUUCCAUCAGUUCCACCAGUUCAAAAAUAAAAGGUAAGAUCAGUCAUUCUGUAAUUUCUUCUUUAAAAAAUUGGAUAACUUUUAAGAGAAAUAUAUCUUUCAAUGAUGUGUUUACUUGUGAACAUUGUUUAAGCUUAAUGUCUAAUGUUAAUGAGCUGCUUUUGAACUGCUCAUAACUGGUGAACAAUAAUUUCAGUGCGUGCUCUCUACGACUUUGGUGGUGUCAGUAAUGAUGACUUAUCAUUCAAGAAAGGAGAUCUUCUAGAGGUGGAUGGAUCUGCGUAAGUCGAUAAGUUUGAUAAAUAAACAUUUUCAAAUACUAUAAAAUAAUUGGCUUUAGAUGAAUAUACAUUUUUAAGUACUACAAAAUAUGUGGCUAUAGAUGAAUAUACAUUUUUAAGUACUACAAAAUAUGUGGCUAUAGAUGAAUAUACAUUUUUAAGUACAAUAAAAUAUGUGGGUAUAGAUGAAUAUAUGUUCAAGUAACUACAAAAUAUCUGACUGUAGAUGAAUAUACAUUUUCAAGUUACCAUAACAUACCUUGCUAUACUUGAAUAUACAUUUUCAAGUAACUAUAACAUACAUGGCUAAAGAUGAAUAUACAUUUUCAAGUAACUAUAACAUACCUGGCUAAAGAUGCAUAUACAUUUUCAAGGAACUAUAACACACUUAUCAAUAUAGUUCAUAAAUUAAACAAAGCUACCAUAAAAAUGCCCUCGCUCAAUAAUUGCGUUGUUGUACUUGCCGUUGAAGGUUAACAGAUGAGGAUGACUGGUGGCUGGCCACACAUCUGAAAAGUAAGAACACGGGAUACAUCCCCAGCAACUACGUCAUUAAGGAUGAUCAGACCCCACAGAGUCAAGAGUGAGAAACUUCUUACUUUUAGUAAAAUACAAAUUACUUUAUUACUGUGACUAAACCCCAAAGAGGUAAAUUAUUACAUUUAAUCUGGAACAUUGGAAUUAUUGAGUUGUGAGCUGACAGACCAUAUCGGAUGAAACCUGUCACGAAAUUGUUUCUUUUUUAAAUACUUUAUAUUCACUUCUCUUUUGUUCGAGUGUUUGUGGCUAAAUCUUGGGAGGGCCAAAUGACCCACUUUCCAUCAUCCUAUCGAGCUAAAACCUGGCUUAAAUACUCGUUGCCGAUGACAGAACAUUCCAUCAAAUUUUCAGCCCCACCCCCAACGCCGAAACUCUGUUUUUCCUGAUUUCCAAGGGGGGAAGGAAUGUUCAUGAUUUGUUGAAUGGUUGUGUGUUUUGGUUUGGAGAUAAAGUGUGUAUCUGUUGCUACGUGCUUUGUAUCUGUGACGUAUUUGGGUUGAAAUAGAUCUUUAGUCUGUGAGGUUUCACGUGCACUAAGUUUGAUCAAAACCACUCAUCCAAAAUGGAAACAAAAAUGCACAUGAAAGAUUUAUAAGGAAAAAAAACUUUGUUUUUAUUGGUUGUUUAAUCUCCCUGUCAAGUAUCUGAAAUGUCUUGUAGUCGUGUAUAGUUUCUGCCAACUGACAUAGCCGUUUGUUCAAGUAUCUGAAAUGUCUUGUAGUCGUGUAUAGUUUAUGCCAACUGACAUAACGUUUUGUUUUUCCUCUGUUUAAAAGUUGGUGGUAUGAUUAUGAGCGCCAUGAUGCUGAAAAAAAGUUACUUCUGCCAGGUCACAAAAAUGGGACAUUUUUAAUCAGACCUGCGACAGGUGAGCCAGUUAACGUCUUAGUAUUACACUCACUACUUUAGAUCAUGGCUAUAUGUUACUAUUAUACUUACUACUUUAGAUCAUGGCUACAUGUUACUAUUACACUCUCUACAUUAGAUCAUGGCUACAUGUUACUAUUAUACUUGCUACUUUAGAUCAUGGCUUUAAGUUAGUAUUACACUUACUACUUUAGAUCAUGGCUAUAUGCUGGUAUUACAUUUACUACUUUAGAUCUUGGCUAUAUGUUAGUAUUACACUUACCACUUUAGGAUAUGGCUAUAUGUUAGUAUUACACUCACUACUUUAGAUCAUGGCUAUAUAUUAGUAUUACAUUUAAUACUUUAGAUCAUGGCUAUAUGUUAGUAUUACACUCACUACUUUAGAUCAUGGCUAUAUAUUAGUAUUACAUUUAAUACUUUAGAUCAUGGCUAUAUGUUAGUAUUACAUUUACUACUUUAGAUCAUGGCUAUAUGUUGGUAUUACAUUUACUACUUUAGAUCUUGGCUGGAUGUUAGUAUUACACUUACCACUUUAGGAUAGGGCUAUAUGUUAGUAUCACACUCGCUACUUUAGAACAGGGCUAUAUGUUAGUAUUACAUAAGUUAGAAAAAAAACUAGUUCAUAUUUGAAAUAUAUUGCUUUACAAUAUUAUAGAUCAAAUAAUGAGCCCGUAUGAAAACAUGGACAACUAAACUUAACUAGUAUAUUUGAUUCAUUUAAAUAUGGCAGAAAUUAUCUUUUGAUUUAAAUUUGCUCUGGGCAGAUAAAGCCACCUAUGUAUUAUCGGUCCUUCAUGCAAGUUCUUCUAAGGAGGAUCCUACAGUCAAACAUUAUCGCAUCAAAUCCAUGGACAAUGGAGAAUUUUAUAUUAGUCCUAACAGGCAGUUUGAAGAUCUCUUUCACCUGGUGGAACACUACAAAACAAGUAUGUGUGACAGAGUGCAGUGGCUGUCUUUAUGUGUGACAGAGUGCAGUGGCUGUCUUUAUGUGUGACAGAGUGCAGUGGCUGUCUUUAUGUGCAUCAGAGUGCAGUGACUGUAUUUAUGUGCGACAGAGUGCAGUGGCUGUCUUUAUGUGUCUCAGAGUGCAGUGACUGUCUUUAUGUCUGACAGAGUGCAGUGGCUGUCUUUAUGUGUCUCAGAGUGCAGUGGCUGUCUUUAUGUGCGUCUGAGUGCAGUGGCUUCCUUUCCUGUUAAUGUAUGUGCGAGAGGGUGGAGUGGCUGUCUUUAUGUGUGUCAGAGUGCAGUGACUGUCUUUAUGUCUGACAGAGUGCAGUGGCUGUCUUUAUGUGUCUCAGAGUGCAGUGGCUGUCUUUAUGUGCGACAGAGUGCAGUGGCUUCCUUUACUGUUGAAGUGGCUAAAAAAGGAUUAACAGCUGGAUACUGACUGUUCAAUUUUGUUUUAUUUACCAACAGAAAAUGCCACCGGUUUAUGUUGUCCUCUGACGAUACCUUGCCCUCGCAUACCUCCGGCACUUAUCUUCAGAGAUUUAGAAGUUAGCAGAGAUGCUGUUAAUCUUGUCAGCAAAUUAGGGGCCGGAUGUUUUGGUGAAGUCUGGAAGGGUAAGCUUGCUUCUUGACAUUAAGCUGAAGCUGUUUGUUAUCAACAGUGAUGCAAAGGUCAAAUGUACACACUAAGGUCAAAUGCACACACAAAGGCCAAAUGUACACACUAAGGUCAAAUGUACACAGAAAGGUCAAAUGCACACACAAAGGUCAAAUUUACACAUAAACCUUGCAACUCUAAAUGAUGUUUAUUGCAGGAAGCUGAACUGAUAAAGUGUUUCAUAUUUAGCUAAUAAAAAAAAAAUUUUUUUUUUAAAAAAUGGGUUUUAAACUGUGUUUGGAUGUGUCUUGUGCUAGAGACCUGAACUCAAACAUAAGCUUAUAGAUGUAGCCAAGAAUAACGGUUGGCACAUGUUACACUGUGUUUUUAUGUGUCUUGUGCUAGAGACCUGAACUCUAACAUAAGCUUAUAGAUAUAGCCAAGAAUAAUGUGUCUUGUGCUAAAGACCUGAAGAAAAAUUAGAGAGAAUGUUAAACAAUUUCUUUGGUCUUCUAAAUAUUUUCUAAAUUAUUUCAAACAAUGCAUACAUUUUGAUUUCAGUGUAAGUAAUUUUGUAUUUUGAGUAAUUUCACAUACCGGUAAUUAGAUUGACUCAUUCAGUGCUUGAGGCAACAGCCAAACAAUGGCCACCAUUAUUAAUCUGCUGGUUCAGUCAGAGUUGCCUUCAGUGUCACUUUUCUACUGCCCAGAUCCCUCUCUCUAUGUCUGCACCAGGUCUCUGUCUACACCAGAUCUUUAUGGGUCUUUAGGGUCUAAUUUUCCCUGGGUUUUCAAUAUUACAAGUUGUUAGUGUUAAAUAUUAUACAUAUUUUUUUUAAAACGUUUGUUUAGAUACUUUGGUCAAAAAUGUAAACAUUUUUUAAAAAUCAACCAAUGGCACAGCUGAAUAGAGCUAAUUUUAAACAGAAUUAUAACACCAAAAUCAUAUUUUUAGCUGUUGUAGUUUUAAAGUUAUGAAUUUUUAAAGUACGACUUGGUUUGUCAUUUUUUAACAUGGACUGCAUCUCCACAUUCUGUGACCUCAUUCCACUGAUCGCGUCAUGCGCAAUGCCUAUAUAGUUUAUAUAAGGCAACGCAUUCCCUAUCGCUAAAAUACUGUUUAGGGUCGACUUAUUUUAAACUUUCAACUUUGGCACAUGAAUAAUUAAUAAAAGCUUUCCCUGACCAAUGGUUUAAUAGCUUUUGCACACGGCAAACUCUUAUGAAUGAAACUCUGAGAUAGUACUACGACGUAGCCGUUAUGCAAGUGGCUGUGAAUGGUUGCCAAUGACAACGUGUUGCACAGGGAAAAUUCUGAUCAUUUAUAAUAUGGACUCUGCAGGGUUUUUAAAGCUCAAAUUAAAACAUUUCCAGUUUAAAUGUCUUCAAAAUGCAUUCUGAAACACAAAAUAUAAAAUAUUUUGAUGUAUAUAGUGGUAAUAAUUAAAUAUUUCCUAAGUAUCGGCAACUUCCGCCAUUAAAAAGGGGGCGUGGCCCACGCCAUGUCGAAAUUAGGCUGAGCCACCUUAUGGUGAUAUGGGUCACUGUGACAAGUGUAACAAACGUGAGACACGACCUACAUCAAUGAAACUUGGCACAGAUAUAGAUCAAUAUCUAAUGCUCAUACAGAUUUAAUCAAAAAGGACCUUAUCUUAUUAUUUCACAAAAAAUUUUGUAUGCGAAGAUGCCUUAUAUAUACCAAAGAUUUUCAAAAUAAAGGUCGAUUGAAAAAAGCAAAAUAGCUGGCUAGAAAUGUAGGCCAAGAUGUCUUCCAAAUUAUAAGGCCGGAAACGGAACUCAAAUCUAUGUGGAAAGAACUAAUUUAAUAAUAAAUAGACACACACAUCGGAAAAUUAAAAACUCGGAUUUUUCGGCGCCGACGCCCAUUUCCGAUACAAAAAAAAUAGUAGUCUCCCUUGUUUCAUCGAAGUAUCUACGUUUGUUCAAAACGUUUGUUCAAUUUAAGAAAUUGAUGCUUGAAUUUAUUUAUUUUUGUUUUUUGUUUCUUUGCCAGGGAAAUUUAGAAAAGUUGUGGAUGUUGCUGUGAAAAAAUUAAAACCAAACACGAUGUCAUCUGAGGCUUUUUUACAAGAGGCCAAAUUUAUGCACACGUUGACCCAUGAAAGAAUUGUUCAGGUAAAUUUAGAAUUUUGCACAUCUUGACCCAUGAAAGAAUUGUUCAGGUAAAUUAAGAUUUAUGCACAUCUUGACCCAUGAAAGAAUUGUUCAGGUAAAUUUAGAUUUAUGCACACAUCGACCCAUGACAGAAUUGUUAAGGUAAAUUUAGAUUUAUGCACACGUUGACCCAUGAAAGAAUUGUUCAGGUAAAUUUAGAUUUUUGCACACGUUGACCCAUGAAAGAAUUGUUCAGGUAAAUUUAGAUUUUUGCACACGUUGACCCAUGAAAGAAUUGUUCAGGUAAAUUUAGAUUUACUUUUACUGCUUAAUGUUGCAAAAAUUAAAUUUAUGUUGUGAUUAACCUAGUUGUGUUCAGGUGGGGUUUUCCUCUGUUGACUGUUUUGCAAGGGUCAAUUUUUUACACUUUUUAAAAAAAAAUUUCUAAGAUCAUUAACAGUAAAACCUGUUUAUUCCUCUAUUCUGCUCUAGUUGAUGGCAGUCGUGUCAGAGGAUGAGCCAUUUUUUAUUAUAACAGAACUGAUGAUUCAUGGGGCACUUCUAGAUUUCCUUCGUUCAGACACAGGGAAGAAACUUAAAUUUACCCAACUUAUUACUGUGAAUUCACAGGUAACUUACUAACUAGGCACAAUUUUAAAUAGAUAUCAAUAAGAAAUAGUUGUGAUAUUUGUAAUCUAGAAUAAUCACUGUUUUUUGUUGUUUUUUAAAUUUUAAUUUCAAGAUUAUAUAUUUUGAAGAUAUUCCUGGCACACCUGAGAUUUAUUUUUUUAAUAAAUUUUUUUUUUUUUUUUUUUUUUUUUCAUUGCCAUGUGUACCAUGUUAAAAAAUUUUUUUUUGUGCAUAAACUGAAAAGUUAAUAUGGAAAUACUGGUCAAUGAUAUUUGGAUAUUUUCACUUUGUAAAUUGACCAAUACAAUUAUUUGGUUUAAAGUAGUAUAGGAUAUUGAUUCUUAUAAUUUACUCUUCACUAGGAGCAUUAGAGACAGUUUGCACAAGAUUAAUUGGAAUUUUUUAACUUUUAAGGUCUUAGAAGUUUCAUUUGGACUUCAGCACCAUAUAGAAAUAAGAAUUUAAAAAAUUUUCUCUUAAGAUUGCAGAAGGCAUGUCCUACUUGGAGAGCAAACAGUAUAUCCAUAGGGAUCUGCGGGCGGCUAAUAUUUUAGUUGGUGAUCAUUACAGUGUUAAAAUAGCAGACUUGGGACUGGCACGGAUGGUGGAUGAACAAGUGUACAAUGCUAAUCAAGGUACUGUACCAUUUAAUAUAGCUGGCACGAAUGGCUUCAGUGAUGAGUGAUUCAUAAGGAAGAAAUUGUGUUAUAUACAGAUGAAACUCUAAAAGUUUUGUUUAAUGUCACCUGCACUGACCACUUAAAGCUUUUGAUGGAUCAUGCUUGUUUCUAGCAACUACUAACAAUACAAGUAUUAAAAAAUUUGAAUUCUUUACUUAAAAAUACCUAAUUUCUUGGACAGGGCUAGGACUAAAUACCUAACUCGACAGGUCUAGGACUAAAUACCUUAUUCCUUGGACAGGUAUAGCACUAAAUACCUAACUCCUUGGACAGGUCUAGGACUAAAUACCUAACUUGUUGGACCUGUGUCAGGCACUAAGUCACAAAUGAUGAAAAGUUGAAGUACAGACCUUUUCUGUCACCAAUAGAAACAAAUAUGGGCAAACUAAAAUAUGUCUGCAAGUCCAAAUUAACAGUACAAAACUUAUAGACAGCAAACAGUGAAGAACAAAUUAACAGUACAAAACUUAUAGACAGCAAACAGUGAAGAACAAAUUAACAGUACAAAACUUAUAGACAGCAAACGGUGAAGAACAAAUUAACAGUACAAAACUUAUUGACAGCAAACGGUGAAGAACAAAUUAACAGUACAAAACUUAUUGAUAGCAAACGGUGAAGAACAAAUUAACAGUACACAACUUAUUGACAGCAAACGGUGAAGAACAAAUUAACAGUACAAAACUUAUUGACAGCAAACGGUGAAGAACAAAUUGACAGUACACAACUUAUAGACAGCAAACAGUGAAGAACAAAUUAACAGUACAAAACUUAUAGACAGUAAACGGUGAAGAACAAAUUAACAGUACAAAACUUAUAGACAGCAAACAGUGAAGAACAAAUUAACAGUACAAAACUUAUAGACAGCAAACAGUGAAGAACAAAUUAACAGUACAAAACUUAUAGACAGCAAACGGUGAAGAACAAAUUAACAGUACAAAACUUAUUGACAGCAAACAGUGAAGAACAAAUUAACAGUACAAAACUUAUAGACAGCAAACAGUGAAGAACAAAUUAACAGUACAAAACUUAUAGACAGCAAACGGUGAAGAACAAAUUAACAGUACAAAACUUAUUGACAGCAAACGGUGAAGAACAAAUUAACAGUACACAACUUAUAGACAGCAAACAGUGAAGAACAAAUUAACAGUACAAAACUUAUAGACAGCAAACUGUGAAGAACAAAUUAACAGUACAAAACUUAUAGACAGCAAACGGUGAAGAACAAAUUUAACAGUAAAAAACUUAUUGACAGCAAACGGUGAAGAACAAAUUAACAGUACAAAACUUAUUGACAGCAAACAGUGAAGACCAAAUUAAGAGUUAUAAACUUACUGACAGCAAACAGUGAAGAAAGCAAGAAAUGUAAACAUGGGAUUUUAUUGACAACUGAAACGUUACUGGACAUAUUCACUUUGGUUUUAAUGUGACAAUUUUUUAAUUAAUGGUUUUCUGCUAUCACCAAAAGUCAUAGUUGUUCACUUAUAAACUUCAAUUUUGUUCACUUUUAAAUAUCAAUGUUGUUCACUUAUACCCGGUACACAUCAAUGUUGUUCACUUAUACACAUCAAUGUUGUUCACUUAUAAACAUCUAUGUUGUUCACUUAUACACAUCAAUGUUGUUCACUUAUAAACAUCAAUGUUGUUCACUUAUACACAUCAAUGUUGUUCACUUAUACACAUCAAUGUUGUUCACUUAUACACAUCAAUGUUGUUCACUUAUACACAUCAAUGUCGUUCACUUAUAAACAUCAAUGUUGUUCACUUAUACACAUCAAUGUUGUUCACUUAUACACAUCAAUGUUUUUCACUUAUAAACACACAUACCUUCUAGACACAAAAUUCCCGAUUAAGUGGACAGCUCCUGAGGCAGCUAUAGAGAGGCGAUUCAGUAUAAAAUCUGAUGUGUGGUCUUUUGGUGUUCUUAUGUAUGAAAUCAUCACAUUUGGCAAAGUUCCCUAUCCUGGUAUGUUGCGUUUUGUAUCACACAUCAUUCAAAUAUUGUUUUUUUUUUAAUUAAAAAAUUAUAUCAGUUAAUUCAGUUUUUCUAUUCUCAUAAAUAUUUGAAGACCAUUUUCAUAUUGAAAUUGAAAGCACCUGUUUAAUUUGAUCUGCUCAGGUAUGCAGGGCCAUGAGGUUCUACGCAUGAUUGAACGUGGUGAGCGUAUGACGAUGCCGGCGAACCCACCGAUGCCGAUCCCGAAGCAGUAUUAUGAAUUAAUGCUCAAGUGUUGGAACCAGAACCCAGACGACAGGCCCACUUUUGAAUCCCUCCACUUUUUAUUUGACAGCUACACAACCAGUACAGAAGAUCAGUAUCUAUAAAAAUUCUAAUCUUCACUUCAUUAACAUAAGGGGGUUUUGGGGUGGGGAAAUUCUGAUAAAAGUCAUGUGUAUUAAUUACCGGUAGCUUAGGAAUGGUCUAGAAGAGACAGACAACAAUGUGUUAAUUGAUAUAUGUUAUAAAGUUAAUCUCCAAGUACAGUGUAUAUGCCUCUGCGAAUUCAAGUGCCUUAUAUUUUCAAUGCUUACUGUAUAUACUUGUUCUAAAGUCCAUUCAUUCAUGAGACGACCCCCUUAGUUUUUUUUUUGGCUGGGAAAAGCCUGAAGAGUGUCUGACCCGCUCAUGAGCCAAACCCAGAAAAUAAUACGCCACUUGAACUUGAAGCAAUAUGGUAAAUAAAAAGACUUAAAAAAACUAAUAAACAUACAGUAUUAUGUAAAACACAGAUACUCGUUUCGUGUGUCUCCCGGCAUACGCAGUAACCAUACUGAGCAUUUCCAUAAAUAGAUGACUACGACUUGAAAAGAAAGGCCUUUUCGCCUCACUAUCAAUUUCAAUUUGCGUAAGUGAAGAUCUCAUAAUGCUGUAUUAAAUCGAGGUCAUAGGUUGGUACUAAACCCUUAUCGUUCUAAAGAUAGAUCUCAACUGCUACCACGAUCUUAUAAAAUGUCAUUAUUCAAUGUAGGUACUUUGAUACUCUCUAAGCAAAGCCACUCACGGCAGUCACAAGUUGAGGACAAAACAUGUGACCCAAUUUUCACCUGGCUUUAUCAUCGUUUUCAAUUAUUGACUCAAUGUACCUAUAGAAAACUAUGAAAAUGCAGCUGACCCGCUCUCAAGUUAACACCCGUCCUAUUCCCCCGAAACAUUUCCUAAAAAAAGUGGACUGACGAACAAGUAUAUACGGUGAAAGAAGAAGAGAAACAAAACUUUACAGCAGUUUCCAGUUGUUUUGGCCUGGAAUAUUUUAGUGUUAUGUGCCCAGUUAUCUGCUGAGAUUUGGAGGAGGAAAUUAUUGAACAGCAAGCGUGAAUAGCUGGCAAUCUUACCAUUGGAUUUAAAACAAUUAACAGUAUUUUAUCUUCUAAAUCAUUUGUACUUUGUUCAUAGUUUAAGUUGAUUGUUUCCCAUCAUCUAAAAUCAUAUCUAGGUGCUUAAAUACUUUUAUCAACUUGAUCGCGCCAGUUAAUGCAAAUAUUUUUUUUUUUUUAAAAUUCAUAAUUAUCAGUAACAUGACUUUUGAAAGCAAGAAUUAGUUAUCAUUGCGGUAAAGAAAUAUUGUUAUGAAAGUAUUGAUCACAGUAUUUAAUAUUCCAAUCAGAGACUACUUGUAACAAUUAAUGUGCUAUUUUUACCAAAGUAUUUGUGCAGAAAUUCAGGUUAUGUGUGAAAGAAUUGAUUAUCUGUUUUUUUUUACUAUUUUAUUUUAUGCUGAAACGAAGACCACAACAGAAACCGAGGGCCAAGGUCACAACAAAUAUCUUUCUGCUUUUAACUUUAAAAAAUCUUUAUAUUUUAAAUCUCCAGCCUGAGAAUGUAUAUAUAUGCACCAGUAUACACAUUUGAAAUUCUUUUUUUUUAAUGGUUGAUCUUUUCACAUUCUCUGCUCCAUGUUUUUAAAAACACUUUUAUUAGUUUGAGAACAAAUGUAAGAUUAAAAUUAAUUCAUUUUUUAAAGAUUUGUCAUUGACACACUUGUUAUAUGUUUUAGCAAUAUGUGGCAUAAUUUAAACAGAUUAUGCAUUUUAACAAAUCUGUUUUGGUAGAUUUUAAUUAUUGAAUUUUUUGUUGCAAAGAGCAGUGCCUAAUUUUCCAAGUGCCCUACAUCAAAUUCUAACAAGUACUCUACCAAAUAGUAUUUUUUUUAAAUUAAUUAAAUGGUUGGGUGAAAAUAUAGAUGAAAUGUGUCUUUAAAUCACCCAAAAAAUGUAAUUGAACCAAUUGUAAAUAUUGGAAUAGAUCACCGCACAUUUUCUCAAAUCAUAGAAUCAAUCUGAACACUGCCACCCUCAUUUCCAUCUCCACCUUUUCUUUACCGCAGUUAUUUUUUAUCUCUUCGACAGACUGAAUUAGUUUUUGUCUCAGCGACAGACUGAAUUAGUUUUCAUCUAAACAACAGACUGAAUUAGUUUUUAGCUCAGCGACAGACUGAAUUUGUUUUUAUCUCAGCGACAGACUGAAACACAGCUUUGCACUUUAAAGAAGUCACAAAUUAAAUCAAAUUCUCUGGACCUCAUUCGACACAAAGGCGGCAGGAGACUGACAGAUAUUCAGAUACGAAUCAAAAUUACUGAAAAAGUUUGAGAAACUACUGAAACUAUUGAAAACUUAAUGGUUACAGACCACCAUGUGGUCACCAUUUGUUGAGGCUUCAGCAAACAGUUAUUGCUAACUUGUCUAAGUGGAGUAACUUGUCUAAGUGAGUUACUGGUGUGCACAAUGCCUGCUAGAUGUCUUGAACAUCACGUUUAGUUUAAAAUGGAAGCAAAACCAAUCAUGGGUAAUAUUUCGUGCUCCCCAGAGCACCACGGCGCAUACUCUGGGAACCACUGCUAUAGGAAAAUUAAAUGUUUUAUUUCAUAUUAUUUUUAAAAAUCUUUUAGUCAAAGUUUUACCCUUCAUGUUUUUUCCUUAAUGCAAAAAUAUUCUGCAUGAGAAUACUUGUUUCUCUACAAUUGCAUUAUUAUGAUAUACAUGAGUUCAUUGCAUGUCUUUAACCUAACUGUACACCCAAGUUUUUUAUAGCAUGUAUGUCUUUUUGACCCAUUGUCUUUCGGUAAAUCCAAGCUAUUUUUUAAAAGGUUGUUCAUGUUGUGGAAUUAUUCCAGCAGUUUUGACUUAACUAGCAGCAAUUUUUAAAAUGUUUUUUUUUUUUUUGGGUUGAUAGCUGAAUUUUUAAUCCCACACCACAUUGGCUGCUGUCUUUUGACUUCUGUGGUUAGGUAUUUUACUCGGGGAUUAUCACCUCCACAAGAACUGCUGCCUUACUGGGAUGAGGAGUCCCAUCUACUGGGGAGUGUUGACUCAUAGCUGGGGAUGAUCACUGAUGAAUUUGAGCCUAUUACUUCGAUUUUAAGAAGCGGGCAAUGUUACCUUCAAAUCUGCUACUUAAUAUCUCAACCAUGAAAACUGAUUUUGUUCUCCUUGUGAAGACCUUCGUCCUGUUGACCAGUGUUGCAGGCGUAUGGAACAUGUGUUGAGAACAGCGUUGUGUUCAUUCUGGACUUAAAUAAAUUCAUUUUUUUAUGUGGUGACCUAUGACAGCAAAUCAGUAUGUUAUUUAUUGGACUUAAAAAAAGCAUUCAUCAUUGCCAUGUGGUUACCUAUGACAACUAAUCAUCUGAGUAUGCAUAGUAUUUAACAGACUUUAAUAGCAUUCAUCAUUGUCAUGUGUUUAAAUAUGACACAUAAUCAGACUAUGUUAUUGAAUGGACUUUAAUAUCAUUCUUCAUUGUCAUGUGGUUACCUAUGACAACUAAUGUGAGUAGACAUAGUAAUAAUAAUAUAAUAAUAUUAGUAUAUAACAGACUUUAAUAGCAUUCAUCAUUGUCAUGUGGUUACCUAUGACACAUAAUCAGACUGUUAUUUAAUGGACUUUAAAUAUCAUUCUUCAUUUUAAUGUGGUUAUCUUCUGACAACUAAUCUGAGUAUGCAUAGUAUUUAACAGACUUUAAUAGGAUUCAUCAGUGUCAUGUGGUUACCGGUACCUAUGACACAUAAUACACUAUGUUAUUUAAUGGACUUAAAUAUCAUUCUUCAUUGUCAUGUGGUUACCUAUGACAACUAAUCAAAAUAUAUAUAGUAUUUAAUGGACUUUAAUUGCACCCAUCAUUGUCAUCUGGUUACCAUGACAGCUAAUUAAUAGGCCCUAUAUUAUUUUUACAGGAUUCAAUUUUACAUGUCAAAUUGAUUAAUAAAAUCUUAUUGUCUCUAAUUUAGCAGUAACUCUUGUAUAGAAACAUUUUGUUAAAAUUACAACAUGUGUCUAGAAAAAAUUAAUGUAUCACAUAUUGUAGUUUCAGCUGCAUUUAAAUCCAUGUUAGAUUAGAAAUAUAUAAAAAAAUAUUUAAUGUUUGAUAAUUUUGAAAUAGUAAUUUGAUUGCUAAUAAUAAGAAUACAAAUGAAACAGGUGACACAAACUGAUAAACUAAAAAUAAAAAAUUAUUGUAAUUUUAUUUGAUGAGAAUAUUAUUCUUGUAUCUUUAAGUGUCUUGAUAUCUUAUUCCAAAUGUACAAAUAUAUUUUUUUUGUAACUAUGACGCAUAAAAUUAUUUUAUUUGAAGUUUGAAGUGAGCCUGUCUAGUGAUGUUGUGAUUGAAAGGAACUUUAGGUACAGAUGUUUUAUGUAAUGUGUUUUACAAAUCAUGUCACCUCAUUUAUUUACUGAAUCUACAUGUAUAAACCGAGAAAUUAUAGCUAUUGAAUAUAUAAUAAAGCUAAAGAUGAAUGUGAAUGAAGGUUUUUUUUUAUAAUUGUUUGCUUCUUUGUGCUGUGUUAUGAAAAAUAAUACAGCACAACUAUUGUUCAUAAUUUUUUUGUCUAAUAUCUGAGUAUUACAACAUAUCAUAGCCUAUCAUUCCCAGCUUAAAUAUUUUUUUUACAAAGGUCGCAGUUUCAAUUUUUAUUGAUAAAUGCAAAACUUAAGUGCCAUUCAUGUUUCUUUGUAUAACUCUUUUUGUAUAUUUAUUUACAUGAAUCCACAUUUUUAUUAAAAUUACC